Messenger RNA from Polypterus senegalus (gray bichir), 1269 nucleotides. It is a transcript of the gene tmem170a, whose product is annotated as transmembrane protein 170A. The transcript is spliced from 3 exons. The coding region runs from base 219 to 563 and encodes 114 amino acids. Lineage: Eukaryota; Metazoa; Chordata; Cladistia; Polypteriformes; Polypteridae. Gene Ontology annotation, cellular component: endoplasmic reticulum membrane. The record is from RefSeq and is a predicted model, not a curated record. Gene Ontology annotation, biological process: endoplasmic reticulum tubular network organization.
GAUUGGUGUAGACUCACGUCAAUCUUCUCCCGGACACCGGGGUUACUACAGGUCAGGUAGUGGCUCCAGGUGACGUUGACAGUUUUUAUUUGCUGUAAUUUGUUUUGGUUGUGAUUUUAAUAAAUUGGGCCUUUGUCACUAAAGCAAGUGAAAAUUACGACUCCCGGUGUGAAUUUCUACCAUUUGAUCGCCUUUGAAAUAUAGUUCAUGGACCAGCAAUGCAGAACGGGACAAAUUCUAAAACGCUACAAGAUUUCUCAGAAAUGUGGUAUGGAGUUUUCCAGUGGGCUUUGGUAUCCUCUCUUGUUGUCCAUAUACCAGCCAGCCUUUUGGCUCUGUAUACGCUCCGGCGUCACAAAUAUGCUCGGUUCAUUCCGGUAGCAGUUCUACUGAUGAGCAUCUUGGGACCAGUCUGUGGAGGAAUGCUUACCAGUGCUGCAAUUGCUGGAGUGUAUAAAGCUGCUGGCAAGGGAAUGGUUUAUUUGGAGGCAUUUAUUCUAGGAAUUGGACAAACAUUUUGUGUUGUGGUGAUUUCCUUCCUACGAGUCCUGGCAACAUUGUAGCAGACUGCCUUUUCAACACUGGAAGAAAUAAAACAACAGUUUCAAAGGAUAAAUAAAACCAGGCUGGUAUGGAGGCCAAUCCUUCUAAUAUGAGGCCUUGCAAUUUCACUAGGGGGCACCUUAUUUAGUUUGGGGUUCCUUUCUCUGCCAACAGGAUCUGUGAGGAUUUUUUUAUUUUUUUUUAUUUUGAGAAACAUUCAGGUAAAUUUUGCAUUAAUACAACCACUGUUCUUGUUCAACGUUUUACCUCACUUUUUUUUAUGAAAAGAAAGGACUUUGCAAGUCUGAAUACUAAUAAAGUAUCAGCCUUGAAUAGAAUAAUAAAUGUAUGAUGGGUAUGCUUCAAAUUUCUUUGCUGAUGAUUUCUUCAGCAUGGCACUGGGGAAAAAGAGAAUUUGCCAGUGUUUUCUGUGCCAUUAUGUUUAAGUAAUCUUGAGGGCAUGGGAUUUUGAAAUGGUCAGAUUGCUGUGGAGUUGCAGUUCAAUUCAAAAUGUUAAACCUCAUGUGCAAAUAAUGUGCUCUCCUCUAAGAACUUCUACUGGAGUCCAUAAUGUUUCAUUGUUAUUUUUUUGUUCAAGUUAACUUUGUUAUUGGUGGAAAGGACUAUGCAUAUCACCUUAAACCAAUACAAGAGCACAGGGAACACAGUGCUUUUGCUAUAGAUUAAUUGGUUUUUGUUUUUUUAAUAAAUUUAAGAAUAAGCUAA